AUGUCUCAAAGGCAGCCUCAGUCACCUAAUCAGACUUUAAUUUCCAUUACAAAUGACACAGAAACAUCAAGCUCUGCCGUCUCCAACGAUACUACACCUAAAGGAUGGACCGGAGACAACUCUCCAGGAAUAGAAGCACUGUGUGCCAUCUAUAUCACUUAUGCUGUGAUCAUUUCAGUGGGCAUCCUCGGAAAUGCUAUCCUCAUCAAAGUUUUCAAGACUAAAUCCAUGCAAACAGUUCCAAAUAUUUUCAUCACCAGCCUGGCUUUUGGAGAUCUGUUACUCCUGCUGACUUGUGUCCCAGUGGAUGCAACCCACUACCUGGCAGAGGGAUGGCUGUUUGGAAAGGUCGGUUGUAAAGUGCUUUCCUUCAUCCGGCUCACUUCUGUCGGUGUAUCAGUGUUCACGCUAACAAUUCUCAGCGCUGACAGAUACAAAGCAGUCGUGAAGCCACUUGAACGACAGCCCUCCAAUGCCAUUCUGAAGACCUGUGCCAAAGCUGGUGGCAUCUGGAUCAUGGCUAUGAUAUUUGCUCUGCCAGAGGCUAUAUUCUCAAAUGUAUACACUUUCCAAGAUCCUAACAGAAACGUAACAUUUGAAUCCUGUAACUCCUACCCUAUCUCUGAGAGGCUUUUGCAGGAAAUACAUUCUCUGUUGUGUUUCUUGGUGUUCUACAUUAUCCCGCUCUCGAUUAUCUCUGUCUAUUAUUCUUUGAUUGCCAGGACUCUUUACAAAAGCACCUUGAACAUACCGACUGAGGAACAAAGCCAUGCCCGAAAGCAGAUUGAAUCCCGGAAGAGAAUUGCCAAAACGGUACUGGUGCUGGUGGCUCUGUUCGCACUCUGCUGGUUGCCGAAUCACCUCCUGUAUCUCUAUCACUCAUUCACUUAUGAAAGCUACGCAGAGCCUUCUGAUGUCCCUUUCGUUGUCACCAUUUUCUCUCGGGUGCUGGCUUUCAGCAAUUCCUGCGUGAACCCCUUUGCUCUGUAUUGGCUGAGCAAGACCUUCCAGAAGCAUUUUAAGGCUCAGCUCUGCUGCUUCAAGGCAGAGCAGCCUGAGCUUCCUCUUGGUGACACCCCCCUUAACAACCUCACUGUGAUGGGGCGGGUUCCAGCUACUGGGAGUGCACACGUCUCUGAAAUUAGCGUGACCCUGUUUAGUGGCAGUACUGCCAAGAAAGGAGAGGACAAAGUUUAG
Messenger RNA from Rattus rattus (black rat), 1197 nucleotides. RefSeq names its product bombesin receptor subtype 3 (gene Brs3). Gene Ontology annotation, molecular function: bombesin receptor activity. The record is from RefSeq and is a predicted model, not a curated record. Gene Ontology annotation, biological process: bombesin receptor signaling pathway. Gene Ontology annotation, cellular component: membrane. Lineage: Eukaryota; Metazoa; Chordata; Mammalia; Rodentia; Muridae.